AUGGGGCGGAAGCAGAAAGGGGUGAAGGAGGCAGAGGAAGGUGGAGAAGGCGGAUUACAAGAUGUCCGGAGCGCGUUUUCCCGCCUUCAGCAGAUGAUGGCCAUGACCAAUCCGGGCAUGUUUCCCAUGCAGAACGCCAAUCCCAUGGCUGCUAUGAUGCCUAACCUGCCCAAGGCCAUGAUGCCUGGCAUGCCAGGGAUGGCUCCGAUGCCUGCGUUGGGCGGUCCCGCUCCACCGGCACCCGCCUCGGAGAAGGGCGGCUCGAUGGGGGAAGCAGGAGGAGCCAAGAAGGAGUGGGUCAUCAAGCCAGGUCUCAAGCCCGGUGAUUGGACCUGUCCUCGUUGUGAGGCCAAUGUCUAUGCCUCCAAGUUCAACUGCUGGAGAUGUGGCGUCUCCAAGCGCGGGGAGAACGAGUCGGAGUAUAUUUCGGAACAUGGCCGGAUCCAUCCAGACAUUCAGGAGCUGUGUGACGCCUUCUAUGUUGAGCAGAGGCACAUUGAGAAGCUUAACGAGCUCAUGAAGAUGCGGACAGACACUUGGGACGAGGACUUGAAGAAGUUGAGAGAGGUGAUGGAAAAGGCACGCUCCCCCUGUGGAAUGCUGGUGACCAAGAUGAAGGAGAUUGAAGAUGGCACAUUUGUCGCAGUAAACCGGGACAAGAGGAUGAAGUACUUGGUGGAUAAGUUCAAGCUAGACAAGACCGCGGAAACCAGCAUCUCAGAUAUUCUUGCAAGAUGCUCUAAGGAGAAGCAAGAAGAGUACUACUAUGACUUAGAGAGACAUUUCGAGUGCUCCGGCAAACCUUCUGCCACUGCUAUGAUGAUCAUGAAGAAGAUGGCCAAUGGGGAGCCUUUAGGCCCUCCAGGGCGUCCAGGUAAGGGCAGUUAUCUGGAACGCAUGCAGAACGAAGGCAAGGAAGGUGGCAAAGGCAAUGAACGUGGCCGCGGGGAUGACCGUGGCCGUGGGGAUGACCGUGGCCGCGGGGAUGACCGUGGCCGCGGCGAUCGCAACGAUCGGGGCGACCCGCGCCGCGACCGCGAGCGCUCCCCGCGUCGCGACGACCGCCGGGGCUACGACCGCCGCGACGACCGCCGGGAUGGGCGUCGAGAUGACCGGAGGGACGACCGGAGGGACGACCGGAGGGAUGGCCGAGAGAGGCGGGAGGGCCGGGAUGACCGGCGGAGGGAUAGCCGGGAUCGAGGACAGGGAGGAGGAGGAGGAGGAGGGGGAGAAAGAGGAGAAAGAGGAGAAAGAGGAGGAGGGGGUGCGAAGGUGAAGCCCAGGGAUCCGGAUCCCUUCAUUCCUCAGCCUAAAGGCAUGGAAGCGCCGGAGCACGGCGAGGGCUGCCCGGAGGCCGUUGGCCUUCACGGCAAGGCCGCCGCCGAGGCGUUGCAGUCGGGCGCCGAGCGCGUGCGCCGCGAGCUGCAGGCCAAUCUUCAGGCGAUGAUCCGAAAGGCGAUCUCCGAGGGACGGCCCAUGGAAGAGUGGACAGCCUAG
This is a messenger RNA of Durusdinium trenchii, 1497 nucleotides long. The record is from the annotation of a GenBank genome assembly. NCBI's taxonomy places the organism in Eukaryota, Dinophyceae, Suessiales, Symbiodiniaceae.